CCUCCGCCCAUCUCCGCGUGUGCCAUUGAAACUCCUCCACUCCGCCGCCCGUCAUGUCUAUCGCCUCCAAGGCCGCCACCUCGCUGGUCCGCCAAGCGGCGCGCCAGCAGGCGCCCUCGACGCUCUGCAGCUCCAGCGUCGCCAUGCAAAAGCGCACCCAGGCCAGUGCCACCGACGCCUCGACCUCGCACGCCCAAUGGAACUCACCCUUCUCGCGCGGUACCAGCGGACAGCAGGACACCACCAAGAUCCCCAGCUUCAAGGCAUACAAGAACGGAAGCGAGACUGCCAACAAGGUGUUCCAGUACUUUAUGGUCGGAACCCUCGGUGGUCUGUCGGCUAUGGGCGCCAAGGACACAGUAGCAAACUUCCUCGUCAACAUGUCGGCAUCCGCCGAUGUCCUUGCCCAGGCCAAGGUCGAGGUCGACCUCGCCGCCAUCCCCGAGGGCAAGAACGUCAUCAUCAAGUGGCGUGGUAAGCCCGUCUUCAUCCGCCACCGUACCGCCGACGAGAUCAAGGAGGCCGAGUCCGUCGACUGGGAGAAGCUCCGUGACCCGCAGUCCGACGGCGACCGAGUCAAGAACCCCGAGUGGCUGGUCAUGUUGGGUGUCUGCACACACUUGGGUUGCGUGCCGAUCGGCGAGGCCGGUGACUUCGGCGGCUGGUUCUGCCCGUGCCACGGUAGCCAUUACGACAUCUCAGGACGAAUCCGAAAAGGCCCAGCACCGCUGAACUUGGAGGUGCCAACAUACGACUUCCCCGAGGACAACAGCUUGGUUAUUGGUUAAGCUUUUUCUUAUGUGCAUUGCGGAACGUUGGAGGGAGAAAUAUGAAAUUCGUGUCAUCAAAAAAUAGAGGCCAUUGGGGAAGGGAACAAAGAGCGGAUUCUUCUCCCUCACCAGUGGCCGUGUGAGAAACCACGCAUCGAGUAAAGCGAAAAAAGAACCCUGGAGUCGCUCUCUGACUUCCAGCAUGUACAAAUUAUUCGAGAUUUGCUCCUUUUUUGAUAGCGUAUGUGAAACCAGUCUACAUAAACUACCGCGUCUCGUU
Molecule: messenger RNA, 1050 nt
Organism: Dissoconium aciculare CBS 342.82
Lineage: Eukaryota; Fungi; Ascomycota; Dothideomycetes; Mycosphaerellales; Dissoconiaceae
Product: ubiquinol-cytochrome c r
Exons: 2
Coding region: 54-788 (244 amino acids)
Biological process (GO): mitochondrial electron transport, ubiquinol to cytochrome c
Cellular component (GO): membrane
Molecular function (GO): quinol-cytochrome-c reductase activity; 2 iron, 2 sulfur cluster binding
Source: RefSeq, a predicted model, not a curated record